This is a messenger RNA of Papaver somniferum (opium poppy), 2260 nucleotides long. RefSeq names its product probable mediator of RNA polymerase II transcription subunit 26b. NCBI's taxonomy places the organism in Eukaryota, Viridiplantae, Streptophyta, Magnoliopsida, Ranunculales, Papaveraceae. Gene Ontology annotation, cellular component: nucleus. The record is from RefSeq and is a predicted model, not a curated record. The coding region runs from base 388 to 1743 and encodes 451 amino acids. The transcript is spliced from 10 exons.
UAAAAAGGACAUAAUUUUUGCUGCAAAAACAAACAAAAUCGGUUUGGUUCGUCCUCCUCUCCUCGGAUCAUCGAAUCCCAAAAGGAGACUCGUUUUCCUCCCUCUCUUUCUAUCUCUAUCUUAUAAAACCUUGAAUCGAACAAAGUCAAAUUAGAAAAUUUCUUUGAUUAGCAAUACAGAGAUUUUGGAUUGAAAACUGCACUGAGACUUUGGUUUUUGGGGUUCACCCACCAUUUAUUACCAGUUUCUUUGUUGAUUAUAACGAAGAAUCAUGCAAUGAUCGAUCGUUCUUUUCUGUGUUGUUGAGAUAGAAGAAGAAGAAGAAAAUUUUCUGGGAUUUUCAUUUCAUUUCACUUGUAUCUAAUUUACUGGGUUCUAAAUUAUUCAAUGGAGGAUAGUAUGGGCGGAAUUAAUUACUGGAGGAAAUAUUUCCAGAGCGCUAAUACUGAUAUAUUUGAUGUAAUUGAAAAUGCGAUUGUUGUUGCUGCUUCUGAUUGCCCUAAAGAGUUUAGAAAUCGAACAGAUCGAAUUGCUGAGAAGCUAUUUACAUGUCGACUGAGUCGAUGUUUGGGUUGUGAUCAUGUUGAAUUGAAAGUACCAAUUAACCAAGGAGAUGAUGAUGGAAUGAAGAGUAAGAAUUCUAAUGAAAGUGGUGUUGAUUUUGAGAGAGAGAAAGAGAGUAAGGUGCAUAGUAGUACUGAUGAUCAUCUAGGUGGAAUGAAUUUGAACCCAGGGAGUAAUUAUAGUUAUGAUGAAGCCGAAGCUUUGACUGAAGAGAUUGAAAAUGAGACUCAAACUGUUGGUGAAGUAUUGAGAAUUAAAGGAAUUCUUGCUAAUUCUGAAAAUGAGUCAGAUGGAGUGUUGUUUGAAUCACUAAGGAGGCUUCAAUUGAUGCAACUCUCCGUAGAUACAUUGAAGGCAACAGAAAUUGGAAAGGCUGUUAAUGGUCUCCGGAAGCACAAAUCGAAGCAACUCCGACAUCUUGCCCGGACUCUCAUCGAAGGGUGGAAGAUUUUGGUAGAUGAAUGGGUUUGUACUGCAGCUGCAUUUAAAGGCAUGGAAAGCUCACCAGAUUCUGUGAAACCAUCCGACACUGGCGAAGAAGGAGGCCUUGCAUCACCUCCUUUAGAUUUUGCAGCUUUGGCGGAUUAUGGAACUCUUUUAGCACCUGAUUCUUCAAUUCAGCUCUCUGAUAAGUUCUUUGAUGAAGUGGAUGAAUGUGGAAAUCCUCGAAAUAGUGGUGAAUUUAACAACAAUCAUGACCGUCGAAGGGGGCCUGUGUCUCGUGUUGUUCCUACGAGGAAGCCACAACUCCCUGAUCAUAAAUCUAAUUUGACUGCAAGUGAGAACAGAUUCCCGCCACUGAGGAAGGAAGAAACCAUGUCUGAACUUUCUAAGACUCCAAAUGUCAGUUCAGGGCGACCAAGAAUUCCAAAACCAUCACCAGAGCAGAAAGCAAACACUGUAAUGAAGCUCCGGCAGAAUGUGGACACUGUUGGCAACCAAAGACGGCCUUCUCCAUUUUCUGGUCAACAGGGUAAACCCGAGUGUCCGGAUGAUCCGUUAUUGGAAGCUGCUAAAAGGAGGCUACAUGAAAAUUACCAACUAGCGGACAAUGUAAAGAGGCAACGGACAAUACAAGUCAUGGAGUUGCACGAUAUUCCUAAACAAGGUCUUGGUCACAAAAACCCACACGGAAGACAUGGAGGAAACAACAGGAAGUGGUCGAAUGGACGGCGUUAAUUUCCCAGCAAGGAAUUAAGCUAAUAAUUUUUGUUUUUCUUCCAUUCUUGGAAAUAAAAAAAACCUUUAAUGGAAGAACUACAAUAAUGAGUCUUGCUUAAUGGGAACCUUACUCGGUUGAGUUUUCACUAUGAUUUUUGCGAUUAUAACUUAUAUGAUUCAACAAAACUGACGAAGGGUCCAUCAUUUUGAACAGCAUGGUUGGAUACAGAUUUAGCAGGUUCAAGUUCAACAACAUUUUACAUGUAGGUAUAGGUGAAAACAUAAAAUACAGUUAGGAGAAGGCACUUUCCAUCAUCAUAUCAUACAUAGGUUUAUAAAUCGGGAUGAAAAAUUCUUCCUUGGUUUUUAAUGAGAUCAUAUCUGUAGAGAGAAACCCUUGAAUUAUGCACUAAAAUCGUGCCAUUAUUUAGCUGCAAAGAACAGUCUUUUUUUUUCUUCUGUUGUUCUUGUUUGGUUCCUCCGUCAGAAGAUGAUCACAAUAGUUACCAAAUUUAUACAUCAUACCUUUGUCUUA